AUGUUCCAACGGCCGUCCUGUUUGCAGGGCCGGAGGCAGCGCAAUGGCGCUGGCGAAGACUGGUCUGCAUUUCCUGUCCGGCAAUUGUUCGUUUUAGCGCUUUGCCGCAUCUGCGAGCCCAUCGCGUUCAUGUCGAUUUUCCCCUACGUCUAUCGCAUGGUCGAGUCCUUCCAUGUUACGGAUAACGACGGCAAGAUUGCGCUGUAUGCCGGCAUGAUCACCUCGUCCUUCACCUUUGCCGAGUUUUCGGCAGGCAUGUUCUGGGGUCGUAUGAGUGAUCGCAUCGGCCGCAAGCCCGUUCUGAUUAUGGGCCUGGUGGGUACGGCCAUCAGCAUGGUGGUGUUCGGAUUUGCGCCCAACCUGGCAACGGCCAUGAUUGCGCGCGCGCUGGGUGGACUGCUGAACGGGAACAUCGGCGUUCUGCAGACAACCGUGGCAGAGAUCGUGACAGUCAAGGAGCACCAGCCGCGAGCUUACUCGAUCAUGCCUUUUGUGUGGUGCUUGGGCUCCAUCAUUGGGCCGGCUCUGGGCGGUGUUUUGGCCCAGCCGUGCGAGAACUACCCGUCGUUCUUUGCGCGCAACACGCUGUUCGACCGAUUCCCCUUCCUGCUACCCAAUCUGGUGUGCAUCACCGUGUUGGUGUGUGGCGUUGUGGUCGGCUUCCUGUUUUUGGAAGAAACGCACCCGGAAAAGAAGCACCGUCGUGACCCUGGUCUUGAGCUCGGGCACUGGCUCGUCAGCCAAUGCUGUGGCUCGCGGGUCCAACUUCCCGACGAUUCCGACGUGAGCGCCGAGGAAACCAAGUAUUUCGUGUACGGUGACGUCCCGCCAGACUAUGACAGCGCCGAAUCAACACCGCGCAUGAGCUCUGUGGCGGACCGCCCUGCGGAUGCCGAUCUGGAAGGGCAGAAGCGCCCUACGCCCAAGGCAUUUACCCGACAAGUCAUCUUAACCAUCGUGGCUUACGGGAUUCUUGCAUACCACAGCGUGUCGUUUGACCAGCUGAUGCCGGUCUUCCUGAGCACCCCCAAAUCGGAUGACAGGGUUGCGCUGCCUCUCAAGUUCACUGGUGGCCUUGGCCUGAUGACCAAGACCAUUGGUAUCAUGCUCGCCGUCCAGGGGGUGUACUCGAUGAUCGCUCAGCUCUGGCUGUUCCCAUUCGUGGUCAAGCACUUUGGCACCCUUCGGACGUUCCGCUUCGUGCUGAUGGUCUGGCCGCCGCUUUACAUGGCCGUGCCCUACCUCAUCCUGCUACCAGCCAAGCUGCAAAUGCCCGCCGCGUACGUGGCACUGAUCAGCAAAAUCACCUUCCAUGUCAUCGCCUUCCCCGCAACCGCCAUCAUGCUGGCCAACUCUGCUCCGAGUUCGAAGGUGCUGGGCUCCAUCAACGGCGCCGCGGCCUCCGUCGCCAGCCUCAGCCGGGCCUUUGGUCCCACGAUAACCGGCCUGUUGCACUCCAAAGGUCUCGAUAGCGGAUAUUCCGUGCUCGCCUGGUGGGCAUGCGGUCUCGUCUGCGUGAUCGGUGCCAUUGAGAGCUUCUGGAUGGAGGAGCCACCGAUGCCGGAUCGGUUCAAACAAUCUGAAGUCAACGAGUCUGAGAUGAAGCAAAACGCCCUCUCCGAUUUCACCCCACGAAACUCUACCACUUUGCCGGAGGAGGAGCAACGGCUCCUCUCUCUGCGCUCUAGCAUUGAUCACGACUUUGACGCCUCGACUCUCGACUUGACUGCCGUGGAGAGGUUCGCUCGGUCCGAAACCGAUCUCUCAGCGGCCCGCGUCUAG
Messenger RNA from Penicillium lagena, 1782 nucleotides. Its product is annotated as MFS transporter. Gene Ontology annotation, molecular function: transmembrane transporter activity. The transcript is spliced from 3 exons. The coding region runs from base 1 to 1782 and encodes 593 amino acids. Gene Ontology annotation, biological process: transmembrane transport. Lineage: Eukaryota; Fungi; Ascomycota; Eurotiomycetes; Eurotiales; Aspergillaceae. The record is from RefSeq and is a predicted model, not a curated record.